AUGGCGUUCAACGUGGAUCCCGAAGCCCUACGGAAGGUCUAUGAACAAACGGUCGGGGAUUCGUACCCGGGGUUCCAGAGGGCGCGACACGUCCUGGAGAGACAGCUCGACACGAAGGAACUCUGGGACAGCACUGCAUGGAACAUCUCGGCGAUGGUGGAGAAGUGUUAUCAGGGGCGCGGGUUGUUCUGCAGUGAGGUCGGGCAGUUCCGUCUGACCUACACCAUCUUCGGUCCGUGCAUCACGUACGCUGGCAGACCGGCCACGCUUGCAGGAUCCUACCACGGACUCUACCUCAGGCUAAGAGCCGAGAACAGGACGGGCGUGGCGGAGGCGGGGGGAGCCAGGACCUCGCCGGCUGGGUGGUCGUGCACGAGGCGAGGACGACCCAAGCCUCCUAAUCAGACACAUGGCUAUUUCGUGGCUUUCAAGUGGAACAAAGAGAUCAUCGUGUCUCUGAAACAUUUCGAGGCCCUGGACACCCACCGGAAGCCUUGCAACGACGACCCAGCCUACAGGUCCUCCCAGUGCAUCACCCAGUGCUUCUCUCGCAGCUUCAUCAAGGUCUUGAGAUGCAGGCUGCCGUUCAUGUCGGGUGACGUCCCCUACUGCCGCGGGGUGAAGAUGUCAGAACGGGUCAGCAAGCACCUCGACGUGAUGCUGCUGCAGGGCGCCUGGCAGCCUUCCCGGUGCAACUGCGCGACGCCCUGCAAGCAGACCAUCUACGAGUAUCGAGGCGACACGACGGACGACCGAAACGACAGCAACGGGAGAGUCAAGGUGUUCUUCUUAGACCUGAUGUACGAGCAGGUGAAAGAGGAGUUCAGCUACCCAUUCGCGUCUCUGGUCGCUGACUUCGGCGGCAUGAUGGGGCUGCUGCUCGGAGCUUCGUGUACGGGAGAAGUCGCCUUAUCAACACGGUUUUAUGUUUCUCUGUUCGCUGUGCUGACAUUGGUUGAAGUCAUGGAGUUUGUCAUCAACUACCUCCUGCGCGUCUACCACAAGCGCAAAGCCACCCAAGAAACCCGCCGUGCCUUGACGUACACUGAGGUCAGCACCUUGGACACCUUGAAAGGGUUUGGCGAGGUGUUCUUGCCCCGCCCCGCUUUCCUGACCGCUUCUGGCCAGGGGCGGUCACUCCCCUGCGUGGACUGCGACGGGGCCUCCGCCAGGCCGCACCGUUCACGGGCGCCGAACUGA
This is a messenger RNA of Penaeus vannamei (Pacific white shrimp), 1200 nucleotides long. RefSeq names its product acid-sensing ion channel 1A-like. Gene Ontology annotation, cellular component: plasma membrane. Gene Ontology annotation, biological process: sodium ion transmembrane transport. Gene Ontology annotation, molecular function: ligand-gated sodium channel activity. The record is from RefSeq and is a predicted model, not a curated record. Lineage: Eukaryota; Metazoa; Arthropoda; Malacostraca; Decapoda; Penaeidae.